This is a messenger RNA of Cicer arietinum (chickpea), 1568 nucleotides long. The record is from RefSeq and is a predicted model, not a curated record. Lineage: Eukaryota; Viridiplantae; Streptophyta; Magnoliopsida; Fabales; Fabaceae.
UCUUGUUUCUGAUUUCACGAUCACUUCCAUCGUCUCUUACUAUUCCAUCUACCCUUUCACCCAAAACUCCAAAGCAAUCCUGACUUUGCCAUCACCCAAGACCACUGACCUACCACCUUCCGGCAGCGUUUUUCGGCAACCAAGCACCGUCCUUCCUUCUUUGUCAAUCGUUUAGUUCUGGACACCAACCCUUCUCUGUCGGGAACCCUAAGGCUAUGUUUGAGAGUUUACUAGGGGAGGAUUUUGGGAAAAAAGAAUGAAGAAAUGGAAGGAAGGAAUGACUUCGGGGAGAUUAAAAAAUGUAUUGGAGUAUGGUUGUAGAGGGUUUUGGAGGACAUACAUAAAUUCUUAAAUCCUUUCCAUGUUUUUAUAAUACUCCAAAACUUAAAAAAUAUUUGGAUCAUAAAUGUUCUUUUAUCCUUCUUAGCCAAAUCACUCAUUCAUAUAAGGAGUGAAGUUUGUUGUGCUCGAUUUAUUCAAUAAAGAUGAACACCACCCAAGUUGUUACAAGCAACCCUGGGAUUUAUGUAAGAAAAUAUCAGCCACGCCAUUUUCUUUUUACACCACUUGGAUUGUCAAUGAAUGCCAACCCUCUCUCUAGGACCUCUAUGAUCCCAAGUGCAAAACCUUCAUCUGUCUUACAAUGUGUGGCUGUUUUAAAAUCUCGUAAACCUCUCCAUGUUUGUUUAGCUGGUGGAAAAGGAAUGAUGGACAAUAGUGAGGAUUCCCAACGGAUAUCUCUUGAGGAAGCUAUGAAAAAUUUACAAGAAAAAAUUCAAAAGGGAGAAUACAAUGGGGGAAGUGGAUCCAAGCCACCAGGUGGACGAGGCGGCGGCUCUGGUGGAUCAGAGGACAGUGGUUUCUCUAGAAUGUCAGAUGAGACUCUUCAAAUCAUUUUCGCAACAAUUGGCUUCAUAUUUGUGUAUAUUUACGUCAUCAAUGGCAUCGAACUUACAAAGCUAGCUAGGGAUUUCAUCAAGUAUCUACUUGGUGGAACUCAGAGUGUUCGAUUGAAGCGAGCCUCGUACAAAUGGGUGCGAUUAUACAAGAAGAUUACUGGCCAAAAUGAAGUUGAUGAGAAUGGGUUGGAAAAUGCUCCAACACGAUGGAACGUCGCUAAUUUCUACCGAGAUGUCCUUAGGAAUUACAUGAAACCAAAUUCAAAUUCAAGUGAAUAAAGAUUGGGAGCAACUCUAGAUGCCAAAAUUUCACAUUCACAUCAUUGAACAUGAUGAAUAGGUGCAUUUGUGGUUUUGCUUUUAAUUUUGGAAAAAGUUGCUUUCUUUUAAUCAAAAUUCCUUUUGAUAUGAUUACAAAAAUUUCUUUUGACAUGGUUACAAUUCUUUUAAUACAAAGUUAUAUCUAGUACACAUUUAGCCUGAAAGUUAGAAGGCUAUGUUUGAUGUAAUUAGGUGGCAAUUACACUGAUUUUUCUUGAGGUCAGUGUUUUGUUACGUUAAAUAUUUGUUAUUUGAGAAAUUACCUUGACAUUCUUUACUUUAUUUGCUUAUUCCAAGUAUCAUAAGGUAUUGUUCAAGAAAUUAUAUACCUCUGUAAUUUUUUGUAGA